UGGGUUAGGUAUUGGUCAGCCUGGACGCCGGUCAGGAAGAGUCCCCACCCUCCUGUGUAGGUUGAUCCACAGCUAUUCAUCUGGCUGCCGAGGCUGACAGGAUCCGUGGUUGUCUCUGUCCUGGAGGCUACGUGACGCCCCUUCCUGGGAGCCCAUAUCCAGUGUCCUCUGGGGAGGAGCGGAGCCAAUCUCAGGACCGAUUGACCAUGACUUCUAUAAAGGAGCAGGCAGCAAUUAGCCGGCUCUUGAGCUUUUUACAGGAUUGGGACAAUGCUGGAAAAGUCGCAAGAAGUCACAUCCUUGACAAUUUCAUUGAAAACAACCAAGGCAAGACUGCCUCUGAGCUGGAGCAGGAGUUUUCCCUGGGAGCCAGCUUGUUCCUGGUACGCUUGACCACCUGGCUUAGACUCACCUAUAUGACCGGCUCAAGCUUAGAGAAGGUUUUAAAGUCCAUUGGCAUCUUCUUAACAUCUGUAAACAGUAACCGGUACCUUAUAGAAUUUCUUGAGGUUGGAGGCGCCCUAACACUCUUGGAAACACUGGGGAUGGAGAAGAUCAAAGAGGAGGACAAGAAGGAAUCCAUCAAGCUACUUCAGGUUAUUGCAAACGCUGGCAGGAAGUACAAGGAGCUCAUUUGUGAAAGCUACGGUGUACGAUCCAUAGCAGAAUUUUUGGCCAAGUCUAAGUCAGAAGAGACCCAGGAGGAAGUGCAGGUUCUGCUGGAUUCUUUGGUCCACGGUAAUCCCAAGUACCAGAAUCAAGUGUACAAAGGUCUGAUAACGCUACUGCCCUCUGUGUCCCCGAAAGCUCAGCAGCUGGCCCUGCAGACGCUCAGGAGCGCCCAGUCGAUCAUCGGAGUCACACACCCCAGCAUCGUGGACUGCGUGCUGAACGUGCUGCGCUCGAUGCACCUGGAAGUCCAGUAUGAAGCCAUCGAGCUGAUCAAGGACCUAGUCAACUACGACGUGUGCGAGGCGCUGCUCAUCGGCCUCGUGGACCUGUUGACCCCACCCAUCCCGGAGGCCAGCGAACUGCAGCCCAAGGCCCGGAGCAGCGAUCUCUAG
Myotis davidii is the source of this 1064-nucleotide messenger RNA. RefSeq names its product chromosome unknown open reading frame, human C1orf228 (gene ARMH1). Bases 207 to 1064 code for a protein of 285 amino acids. The record is from RefSeq and is a predicted model, not a curated record. The transcript has 9 exons. Lineage: Eukaryota; Metazoa; Chordata; Mammalia; Chiroptera; Vespertilionidae.